Amoebophrya sp. A120 is the source of this 1166-nucleotide messenger RNA. The record is from the annotation of a GenBank genome assembly. NCBI's taxonomy places the organism in Eukaryota, Dinophyceae, Syndiniales, Amoebophryaceae.
CUUCUGCUCCGACCUGUUCCAGACCGCGGCAAAAGUCGUCGAGCUCUCCGUCCUGCUGCACAUCCAGGGCUCCAUUUUCCGGUACGCUUGGGACCACGCCACUUCCCGGGAGGAAGCGCACCGUUGGCAAGAGAACCGGAUGCUGGAGCGGUCACCGCGAACGGUGUUGUACUUGAUUUCCGUCGCGAUCUGCGUCUAUCUGUUCGAGGAAGUCUUCCCCUUUUUCGCGGAGAAGGCGUUCAGCAGCGGGCUUGUGUUUUUCAGGUCAUGGAGGAUAUGGAAAAUGUUCACCUCUGCCGUCCAGUCCCGAAAAUUCCGGAGCUUGUUCUUCGUCCUUUUGCCGCUCCUCGCGGUGUUGUUCCUCGAUGCUCUAGUCGUGAUUCGCGGACGGUACUUCAUCCUUGGCAACGACUACAAUAAUGUGACGAAGCAGAUUCUGGGCAGCGACUCGACGAUAUUCGUCUACAUGUACGCGAUGGCGAACACCACCGUAAUUCCGUUCACCAAGCAUUUUCUGCACAAUGAGCCAAUGCUGAUGGACUAUGUGCUGGAUUUUCCGACCACGUUCGCGUUUUACCACUUGAUAAAGCUGCUGAUGGAGGAGAGGUCCACGACUGGCCCACGCAUGCAACAGGUCGUUCCUCCAGCGUCGCCGGUAGUUGUCGUGGGAACAGUAGUUGGGAUUGGCCCUGAUCAAGUUCAAAAUGGAGUGAUGGAACAGAAGCAUCAUACCCUUGUCGGAGCAGGUGACUCAUCAUCCCUCGUCCAAGCGCUCGACGCACGUGCACAAAUACCAGCACACCGCGCGUCUCCAUCAGCGGUGAAGAAGCUGGUGCACGUGUUUGCGCAGCUCACAUUUGGCAUGAACUUGAGUAACAUUUUUGUCCUGCACUACGUGGUCGGCUACGGGUUGCAGUUCCCCUUGAGAAUCAAUUUCAUUCUUUUUCCCUCCCUGUUCCUUUUUGUGGUCAUGAGUAGCGCGUUUGUGAACCUCGUCGUGUACCUUUUCGUAGAGAAACCUUGCGCGAAUUUGUCCAUGAAGCUGCUGAGCUAUCUUUGAAAAACGGUGAUGAGGAAGGUUGCUGGUUGAAGCAGCAGGUGUGAAGUGGUAGAAAGCUCAAUCUUUUCUUGAUGUUCGCAGUGUUACUGGCCAUUUUCCGAGUGGG